Messenger RNA from Caenorhabditis sp. 36 PRJEB53466, 1110 nucleotides. The record is from the annotation of a GenBank genome assembly. NCBI's taxonomy places the organism in Eukaryota, Metazoa, Nematoda, Chromadorea, Rhabditida, Rhabditidae.
AUGUCUCGUGAAGUGAUGGUCGAAGACGGAGGUUCCCUCAUCGGAAACACCCCUCUCUUCAAGCUCAACAAGAUCGGAAAAGGUCUCGGAGCUUCGAUCGCCGUCAAGAUCGAGUACAUGAAUCCGGCGUGCUCCGUCAAGGAUCGCAUCGCCUACAACAUGAUCGACACCGCCGAGAAGGCCGGACUGAUCACCCCCGGAAAGACUGUGCUCAUCGAGCCGACCAGUGGAAACAUGGGAAUCGCGCUGGCCUACUGCGGAAAGCUCCGUGGCUACAAGGUGAUUCUGACGAUGCCCGCCUCCAUGAGCAUCGAGCGUCGUUGUCUUCUGAAGGCCUACGGGGCCGAGGUGAUUCUGACGAACCCGGCGACGGCUGUGAAGGGAGCCGUGGAAAGAGCCGAGCAGCUGAGGGACGUCAUUCCGAACGCCUACAUCCUGAAUCAAUUCGGAAAUCCAGCCAAUCCGGAGGCUCACUACAAGACGACUGGGCCGGAAAUCUGGAAACAAUCUCAAGGGAAAGUGGAUAUUGUCUGUUUCGGAGUGGGAUCCGGAGGCACUUGUACUGGAGUCGGACGGUAUUUGAAGGAAAAGAAUCCGAAUGUGAAAGUGUACCCAGUGGAACCAUUCGAGAGCUCCGUCAUCAACGGACUCCCACACUCUCCACACAAAAUCCAAGGUAAAUUGAGGUUCGCGUUUCCUUCAAACGUAUGUGUUUUCUUUGCAGGAAUGGGGACCGGAAUGAUCCCGGACAUCUUGGACCUUUCUCUGUUCACCGAGGCCCUCCGUGUGCAUUCGGACGAUGCGAUCGCGAUGGCAAAGCGGCUGGCCGACGAGGAAUCCAUCCUCGGAGGGAUCUCGUCGGGAGCCAACGUGGCGGCGGCCGUUCAGUUGGCAAAGCGCCCUGAAAACAAGGGAAAACUGAUUGUGACCACUGUCAACAGCUUCGGAGAACGUUAUUUGUGAGUGCUCCCGUUCGGAACACCAUUGAUUAUUGAAUGAUUGUUCAGAUCGACUGUUCUGUACUCUGAGCUCCGCGAGCAAGCCGCCAAUAUGCAGCAACUAGAUCUCGAGGAUUCCAUCAAAACCGUCAAGGCCUAUUUGGGAAUCUAA